AUGAAAAAGGAAAAUGCAACACUGCUGACAGAAUUCAUUCUCACAGGACUUACACAUCAACCAGAGUGGCAAAUCCCCCUGUUCCUGCUCUUCUUGGUGAUAUAUCUCAUCACCAUUGCGGGGAACCUCAGUCUGAUUGCUCUCAUAUGGAAUGAACAUCACCUUCACAUUCCCAUGUACUUAUUCCUUGGGAAUUUGGCCUUUGUGGAUGCCUGGAUAUCCUCCACAGUGACACCCCAGCUGCUGGUCAGUUUCUUUGCCAAGAGCAAACAGAUAUCUCUCACUGAAUGUAAGAUACAAUUUUUUUCCUUUGCAACCAGUGCAACCAUGGAAUGCUUUUUGCUGGCAGCAAUGGCAUAUGAUCGCUAUGUGGCCAUAUGCAAACCAUUACUUUAUCCAGUGAUUAUGACCAACAGACGGUGCAUCUGGCUGUUAGUUUCAUCAUUUUUAGGUGGCCUUUUUCAUGCCAUACUUCACAAUGUUUUCUUAUUAAGAUUAACCUUCUGUAAUUCUAACAUAAUACAUCACUUUUACUGUGACAUAGUACCACUGUUUAAGAUUUCUUGUACUGAUCCUUCCAUUAAUUUUCUGAUGGUAUUCAUUUUCUCUGGGUCAAUACAGGUGUUUACCAUUCUAACUGUUGCUGUUUCUUAUAUACCUGUUCUCUUUACAAUCUUAAGAAAGAAGUCUGUUCAAGGCAUAAGGAAGGCAUUUUCCACUUGUGGAACCCAUCUCCUAUCUGUCCCUUUAUACUAUGGGCCUCUCCUCUUCAUGUAUGUGCGCCCUGGAUCAUCACAAGGAGAUAAUCAAGAUAUGAUGUAUUCUCUGUUUUAUAUGAUUAUAAUUCCUUUGUUAAAUCCAAUUAUUUACAGCUUGAGAAAUAAGAAAGUCAUAGAUUCACUGGUAAAUGUGUUAAAAAGAAAUGUUUAG
Sus scrofa (pig) is the source of this 930-nucleotide messenger RNA. Lineage: Eukaryota; Metazoa; Chordata; Mammalia; Artiodactyla; Suidae. The record is from RefSeq and is a predicted model, not a curated record.